AUGCUAGUCUCUGCAAUUUCCCUUCAGGCUUUCGAGACAAAUUGUGAACUACUGUCUAAUUUUACAAGUAACAACACUACCGUACUCAUUAGCACAGAUUUUGGUUGUGAGUUAGAGCCCGUAGCUAUGAGUUACUUUGGAGGUAAAUGUAAGUGUGUUCUCUCCAUUUCAUGCGAGGUCGAGUGCAGACAGCUAUCACUUGGCUCUUAUGCAUUGGUCAAUGACGACCAAUGUACUAUUACUUUGGGGUUAACAUACUGUGACGAGAACUUUGAAACAGACCCCUGUAUUUUGGAAAACACAAAGGCAGCUUUAUUGGAACUAAAGGGAUCCAGUCGUUCAAAUGUUAAUAGGUUUCUUUUGGAGUUAAAUGUUACGAAAUGGAUAAAGUCUCAGUUGAUUUUAGAUUCAAAACAAAUGGCCUUGAAAAUGUGGGAAGUGAUUAUUCCAAAGAUUUCUUUAAAUAUUCUUUCCAUUAUUUACGAACAAUUUGAUUAUGACAAAAUGUUAGAAAACAAAUCAACGGAGAUUAUUUUCAGAGACCUAGUUCAAGAACUAUUUGGAAUUUGCUUUGCACAAUGUAGUAGUAAAGUGACUAAAUUUUUACAAGUAACAAGCCAGGGGGAAGAGGAAAUAAAUUUUUAUAAAAUUGUCAAAUAUUGUGAAAGUAAGAAAUUGCAACUUAUCAAUUCUACUGCAAAUGAACAUCCUGAAUAUUUAUCUUUGCCUUUUGAACCAUAUUGCUUUUAUCACCGGUUCGAAUAUCCGGCUCAAAUCCUUCUUCACCAGCCGAUUAUCCUGGCAAAGAAGUACAAUGUUCCAUGUUCAAAUUUAAACUUCCUGUAUGGAUUCUACACGAGAUUGCUGACACUAAGUGGACUAUCAAUAAACGGAGGCCGGUGUGAACAUGCACUGUCAAUGCUGGACAACAGAAUUGGCGGUGGCAUGAAUGUUGCUGCGGGAAUUAACAGUGGUCAAGAUUUUACAGAUGGAGAUAAUAAGGAUGAGGAUAAAAGCAAAAUGACAGUGGACAAAAAUACUAAGGAAGGUUCCUAUAUAAGUUUAACUCAACGAUUUUCCAUGGUAAGUCCGGUGAGUGGCAGUGAUCCUGCUUUACCGGCAGACCUAAAAACACUAUAUUUGGGUGCAGAAUACAUUAGCAAUUGCGACGCGAAUUUGUGUAGUGACGAACAACCACUAAAGUCUCCUGUCAGGGUGGAUAUGGGUUAUAAAGAUCAGUAUUUGACAGAUAAUGUAAGACAUACAUUCGAAGAGGCAUACUUGGCAAAUGAAGAUGGCUUUUCCUGUCUUGGAAUUGACGAUAGAAACACUACGAAACCCAUUAAACCCUUAGAAAAACUUGGAAUAAUUGCUGUGCCACAUUUUAUUAAGCGGUUUUCCACUAAAAGAUCGAGUAAAGAUAAAUCAAAUGCUAUGAAGAGACCCUACACUACAAGCAGUUUAGAGCUGCAAUUGAGGUCUGAUCAUUUCACGUUCGCUAAAGAAUACCAAGAUUUACAUAGACAAUUAAAUUAUGAAGCAAAACCGAAGACGCAGACAGAACUGGAUUCGAGGCGUCGAAACUACGCUGGGCUGGAAUCGCAAAUGUGGAAAAUUAAACACCGAUUCAAUAUCCACAGGGGAGCACUACCACGCCCUCAAACUAACCCAUAUGAGAUACUACUAGAUCACAUAGAAGUUUUGAACAGUGGCAACACUGGGGAUAUUUUGAGAUUUACCACAAGUAGAUACGGUGGUGUUGAUACGUACGAUUCUAUCUUGAAAGAUCAGUCUAAGAUUAUGAGCGUUUUAGGUAAGCGUUGUGCCUACUCACCUCCGGCUUUGCUCAAUGAUCAGGAUCAUGAUCCAGAUUACGAUCACGGCCACGCUCACGAUCCAGACCACCCGAGUCAUCAACACUAA
Saccharomyces eubayanus is the source of this 1923-nucleotide messenger RNA. It is a transcript of the gene OSW2, whose product is annotated as Osw2p. The transcript has a single exon. The coding region runs from base 1 to 1923 and encodes 640 amino acids. Lineage: Eukaryota; Fungi; Ascomycota; Saccharomycetes; Saccharomycetales; Saccharomycetaceae. The record is from RefSeq and is a predicted model, not a curated record. Gene Ontology annotation, cellular component: cytoplasm.